Messenger RNA from Limulus polyphemus (Atlantic horseshoe crab), 2713 nucleotides. RefSeq names its product Down syndrome cell adhesion molecule homolog. NCBI's taxonomy places the organism in Eukaryota, Metazoa, Arthropoda, Merostomata, Xiphosura, Limulidae. The record is from RefSeq and is a predicted model, not a curated record. The annotation marks the transcript as partial. Gene Ontology annotation, molecular function: protein binding. The transcript has 11 exons.
UUCCUGGUGGUCCUCCAUUAGACGUUACUGUUGAAGCCACUGGAGCCACGUCACUAAAAGUCGCUUGGAAGCCUCCACGAAAAGAUCUACUCCAUGGUAAACUGCUGGGUUAUUACGUGGGUUACAAGCAGGAAGACAGUCAAGAGUCAUUCCAGUAUAAAAACGUGGAGACUCCUGAAGACGGAGAAAUGGCCAGCUACAUAACGAACCUGAAGCGUCUAACUUCGUACCUUGUCAUGGUACAAGCUUACAAUAACGCAGGACCUGGGCCUAGAUCUGAUGAAAUCCAGGCUAAAACCCUAGAAUCAUCUCCUCCUACGUCUCCUGGAUUAACUGUGGUUUCAUCAACAUCGUCUUCAAUCUCUAUUGAAUGGGAAAAGAAUGAAAACGUCGUGUUUAAAGAUUAUAUUCUCCAUUAUAAAGCAGAAGGAAAAGAAUGGAUAAAAGAAAAAUUAUCUACAACUACAAACAACUAUACGUUAAAAGGUCUCCAAUGUGGCACUCGAUACAGGCUAUACAUGACUGCUUCGAACAGUUUAGGAACAGGAGAGCCUAGUGCCACUGUUAUAGGCCGUACCAAAGGAGGAGCUCCCGUCUCUCCUCACAAGAGGACGUUUUUGAUAAUAAAUUCAACUUUUGUAAACCUAAACUUGGGUUCGUGGGAAGACGGCGGAUGUCCUAUUCAGUAUUUCUCUGUUCGUUAUCGACCUACAUUUCAACACGUCUGGAACACUGUAGCGUCCCGCGUGAUGGCGCUGCAGAAGCAUUUGGAUAUAGGCCACUUAACGCCUGGUCGGGAAUACAGUCUUUUAGUAAAUGCAUAUAACGAAGCAGGAACAACGGAAGCGGAAUAUACGUUCCAGACAUUAAACUAUACCUUCUUCGCUUCCGUAUUAACGCCCCCACCAGUAAGGCGUCCAGAGAGCAGGAACUCGUCCUUACCCUUUUACCGAAACUUGACUGUUAUCUUACCAGUAGUAUUCUCCAUCAUCGUGCUUCUUGUGGUCACCACAGCUGUUUUGGUAUGUCUCAGAAAGCAGUCAGACAGCAGCAACGGAGAUAGUAGUACAGAGAGCCAACCUCGAAAGGGUAGACAAGUUGAAAAUGUCGGUAUGAUGGAAUUUCCCCAAAAACCUCCGAAAGAAAUGGAGCAAACUUACAAACCGUCAUACUACUCUUCACCAACAAGAAAGCCGACACCUAUUGCCGCUAGAGGGCGACUUCGACGAAGAGAUGAAAACCACGAAUAUGCUGAACCCUAUGCUUCUGUGCCUCCUCCGCGAUGUGUGAUUGAUGAGAGGAACUGCCCAGCCAUGUUAUCUACAAGAAAUGAUGGUCCUUACGCUACGAUAAAGCGGAGUCCGCCUCGACCUGUAUGUUAUUUACCCCCAAUGAAUCAAGUAGGGGUCAAGCUGAGGUCCACACAGCAGGCGACCUCUCCUGAACGAUCGGGUCCAUACUGCCAAUCUGGUUCAAGUCCAUCAGGUUCCAGUGGAGAAAGACCAAGUAGCAUGUGAAGGUAAGUGACAUGUCCAAAUGAACGCUAUGUGAAAAGAAAGAUGUUCCUUCAUCCCAACGGUACGUUACACUUUUGUUCAUGUUCUUCUGUUGUUAUUGUGUUUCCAAGUUCCCCAGUGGAGACCAGUUUGAGUAAUUGCACCUCUCCGUCCUUGUGAAAUACAUCGCUUUCUUGAUCCAGACAAACCUGGCGGAAGAAUCCCACUAAACAGUUCAUGGUAGUUGUAAUCACACUGUCUAGUGGAAGUAAUACACCAAACAUUCGUAAACCUUAUUACACUAGAAACAUGAUUUCCCUCACCGAACAUUUUAAAAACUCCAUUAAUUUCAUUCAGAGAUUGUCACAAACUAUCAUUUCGUUGCUUGAACUUGCUCUGUUCGUGAUGUUUGUUCUUGCUCACAACUGAAUUACAAUCUGUUUUGUCUCAACAAGUGUAUGAUCACAUUGUCUAGUGGAAGUAAUACACCAAACAUGCGUAAACCUUAUUACACUAGAAACAUGAUUUCCCUCAACGAACAUUUUAAAAACUCCAUUAAUUUCAUUCAGAGAUUGUCACAAACUAUCAUUCCGUUGCUUGAACUUGCUCUGUUCGUGAUGUUUCUUCUUGCUCACAACUCAAUUACAAUCUGUUUUGUCUCAACAAGUGUAUGAUCACAUUGUUUAAAAAUAAUAACUUGUUUCAUACCUUGUAAAAUUAAUUGCCAGUGAAUCUCCAUUUGUGUUAAUUGUGAUAUUAUUUUACUAACAUAUUAUCAUAUCUAUAGUUAAAUAAUUACUUAUAUUGUUAUAUCACAGCUUUGUCGGAAAUAUUUACGGUUGUUUGUGUUUUUUAAUUGGCGUUUGUAGUUGUAUUUUGUAUAUUUAUAUACAUACAUCUAUACGCAAAUCUAUUAUGUUAUUUAUAAUAUUGAACGAGAUGAUGUCGUCAUAGACUGUUUAUUCCAGUAACAACUGUGAAAAGCUUUGCGACAGUAACUUCGGUUAUGAAUCACUGUGUAGUUUCGCUGUUUUCCUUACGAGUAGAAACGCUUUUGUUUUCCCAUGUAUUUUGUAUAGAACACAAUCAAUUGUGUGCCUUUCAUCAGCUCCUUCGGAUCAAUAUAGAGGAUUUGUCUGAUUGUCUGUUGUUUGUGAUCAUCGCCAAACAGAGCAGGAUUUACUACUAAUGUAUAAAAGCACGUUCUGUACAUAUAA